AACACACACGGACGAGAAACUACUUUUUUUUUUGUUUCAUUUCGUCGGUGCUUCUCUCGUCGGUGCGUGAAAUUUCGGAGUCUCUUCUGCAAAAUAAAUUUGUCCGGUGUAUUCUCUUGGUUAUGACAAACAAUUGGUACAGCAGCUGUGACUGUGCCAAAACAUUAUUCGGUGCCAGUUAACUCGAUUCCUAUUCGCCAUGGAGAAUCAAGCUCUUCCCGCCCAUCAGUCUUUCUGGAAGAAAAAUACUCGGGCGGUGCCAGGAAGACCGAGUUUGAAGCAGGACGUCAAAUAUGGCAAAUUCAAUUCAGCUGCAAUCGGUUCCAGCAAUCUGACCAGCAUUGCUAACAACAGCAAUACGGGCGGAGGUUCAACUUCCUUUCAAGACUUUCAGGAAAGCGUGGACGACGCUUGGGAUUCGGGAGAUGAUGAAUUUUGUACCGUGUCCGAUGUGAAGAUAUCGAAGAGAGUCAGUCAUUCAGCCGCGCUCAGUGUUAUAAACAGUCACAGAUCUGGUAACAACAAGUGCCUGGAGACGUCACAAACGAACGUCAAGGCGGUUGAGCAGGAAAUCAUCCCCAAGGAGAAGAAGGCGGAGGCUCUUCAGAGACUGGCUGUGCAACCGUUGCAUCUGCGUAACGCGAAUCUGCGUUUGCAGAUAAACAACAGUCAGUACCCCGUCGGUGAUGAGAUGACGGAUUCCAAGUACAGCGCGUCACCGCAACAUAAAAUACCUACGCAGUUCCCCGGCAGGCCGCAACAGUUGAAGCAAAUAAACAAUCCUAAUAAAUUUUUUAUACCUUCGAAAGAGCAAGAUGGCGAGAGUAAAGUGGACAAGUUUCAGUUGCUUUUGGAAGCAUCCGUACUCAAUUUAGACGAGCUGCGGCAGUUGUCGUGGUCCGGUGUGCCUGCUAAAUUGCGUUCCGUCACCUGGAGGUUGUUAUCUGAAUAUCUGCCUGCUAAUCUAGAACGUAGGCAACCCGCGCUGGAACGCAAACGACUCGACUAUUGGAACUUGGUGAAGCAGUAUUACGAUGUCGAGCGGGACGAAGGCUUUCAGGACACAUAUCGUCAGAUUCACAUAGAUAUUCCUAGAAUGUCACCGCUCAUUUCGCUAUUCCAGCAGACGACGGUGCAGCUUAUAUUCGAGAGAAUAUUGUACAUUUGGGCGAUUCGUCAUCCCGCGUCUGGUUACGUUCAGGGUAUGAACGAUCUCGUGACACCUUUUUUCCUGGUCUUUCUCCAAGAGGCGGUGCCUAUGCAAGCCUGGCAAGAUCUGGAAAACUAUGAUGUGGCCUCGCUGUCGAAGGAACAGCGCGACAUCAUCGAGGCGGACAGUUUUUGGUGCCUGUCGAAGUUUCUGGACGGUAUUCAGGAUAAUUACAUAUUUGCUCAAUUGGGGAUUCAGCACAAGGUGAAUCAACUGAAGGAACUGAUACAGAGGAUUGAUGCUCCGUUGCAUCAGCACUUGCAUCAGCACGGGGUCGAUUAUCUGCAGUUCUCCUUUCGCUGGAUGAACAAUUUACUGACGAGGGAGAUCCCUUUGCACUGUACCAUUCGUCUGUGGGACACUUAUCUUGCGGAAUCCGACAGAUUUGCCUCGUUUCAGCUUUACGUGUGCGCGGCCUUUCUUCUGCGCUGGAGAACACACUUGCUGCUGCAGCCUGACUUUCAAACGCGAAUGAUUUUGCAGGGGCUUAUGUUAAUGCUACAAAACCUGCCAACGCAAAACUGGACGGACUCGGAGAUCGGCGUGCUGGUGGCCGAGGCGUACAGAUUGAAAUUCACAUUCGCUGACGCGCCGAAUCACUUGCAAGCACACGAUACAACGGUUAGGUGACCGUCUUCGAACGGAUUAGGUUGAACGUUGUGACAAAUCGUGGCCAAAUCAGCGGUCAACGUUGUUAGUGCCGCUGAUACUCUUCCGUCUCGUCGUCGCUACGUGCAACGUUACGUCGCGACGUUCAGUUUGUCUUACGGCCAUAUUGAAAGUUUCCGGAACGCGUGGUCUCUUAUACCUGUUUUACUCCUAUGUGUCGACUAUAUAUCAGUUAUUUCUUUCGAUUAUUUGUGCAGUUUUUGUAGAGUUUAUUCUUUUUUUUUGUUAUAUACAUAUGUUGCGGAGGAGUGUUUACAAGUAUGAAAGCGUUUGCACACAAUUGCUGUGUGUUUCACUUUGAGAAACGAGAGAUGCGAGUGUUUUUCAUACACAGAGAAUGUAAAUCGCGAAUUAAUUGCCAUUUUUCCAGUUUGCACAUUACAUUUUGAUAUAUAUAUGUAUCGAGUCUUAUAUACAGAUCUUACAUAUAUAUAUAUAUAUGUAUAUACACAU
Molecule: messenger RNA, 2332 nt
Organism: Pseudomyrmex gracilis
Lineage: Eukaryota; Metazoa; Arthropoda; Insecta; Hymenoptera; Formicidae
Gene: Tbc1d22
Product: TBC1 domain family member 22B
Exons: 8
Coding region: 200-1840 (546 amino acids)
Biological process (GO): activation of GTPase activity
Molecular function (GO): GTPase activator activity
Source: RefSeq, a predicted model, not a curated record